CCCGGUCCCUCCUACCCUUUUAUGCUCUCAACUCUCUCUCUCUCUAACUCAAUCACUCUGCUACCCUCUCUUUUCCCCUCACUCUCUCUUAGGGUUUCUCCGCAUUGACGAGCUUUCGGAGUCAAGCUCGUAGUAGAUGGUUGUAAAGGGAGGGUAGUUAGAAGAGACAAUCUUAUAGCAUUAACUGGUGGUCAUGGAUCAAUCGGAGCAGGCACAACAGCAGCAGCAGCAAAAGCAUGUAGUAGGCGUUGCAGCUGCCCCUGGCCAGAUGGCCUAUUCUACUCACUACCAGACUGCUCCCAUGGUAGCAUCUGGAACAUCUUCUGUAGCCGUAACUUCCCCAACACAGCCUCCAGCUCCCUUCUCGAAUUCCCCUCACCAAAUGGCAUACCAGCAAGCACAUCAUUUUCACCACCAGCAGCAGCAGCAGCAACAGCAGCAGCUUCAGAUUUUUUGGGCUAACCAAAUGCAAGAAAUUGAGCAGACAACUGACUUCAAGAAUCAUAGUCUUCCACUUGCAAGGAUAAAGAAAAUAAUGAAAGCUGAUGAGGAUGUCCGGAUGAUCUCAGCGGAGGCACCAGUCAUAUUUGCAAAAGCAUGUGAAAUGUUUAUCCUGGAGCUGACUCUGCGAUCAUGGAUACACACGGAAGAAAACAAGAGGAGAACACUACAGAAGAAUGAUAUAGCGGCUGCAAUUUCAAGGACUGACGUAUUUGAUUUCUUGGUUGAUAUUAUUCCAAGAGAUGAGUUGAAAGAAGAGGGACUUGGUGUGACAAAAGCUACAAUUCCAGUUGUGGGUUCCCCUACUGAUAUGCCAUAUUAUUAUGUCCCACCACAGCAUCCUGUAGGGCCUACUGGGAUGAUCAUGGGAAAACCAGUUGACCAGGCAGCACUAUAUGCCACCCAACAGCCUCGACCUCAUAUGGCGUUCAUGCCGUGGCCACAGACACAACCUCCACAACAGCCACCGCACGAUCAGCAGCAAACAGACACUUGACAACUAUGGUCGAUCAAAUUAGAAAACGGAAUGCAUGUUCUGAUUGCUAAUGAUUAACUUCAAGCCUUUAUGCGGCAGUAAUUUAGUCCUCUCCAUUGCUAACUGCGAAGUCCUAGACACAUAUAUGCAGUGCUUGCACUGCAUUAAAUUUGUGCUUGUAUGAGCUCUUAUCUUGAGCUUUUAUGUGGCUGAGUUUGCUUUCAGUUAUUGGUAUGGUAGUUACAUUAAUUUGGGGUAGUACUUAUGCAGAGUUUAGGGAGUCUGGAGAUUGGCGGGAAAAGGUUGUAUUUUGUAGUGUGAUUUUACUGGAGGCUGGUUGAUUUCUACAUUCCAUUCCAUUGUGAUGGAUAGUUUUAAACUCAUGAUUCAGGUCUUAUCAGUGCCUCCUCUCGAGUUCGUUUACCUUUUCUCUAGCAAGCUGGUACGUUUGUUGU
Molecule: messenger RNA, 1431 nt
Organism: Prosopis cineraria
Lineage: Eukaryota; Viridiplantae; Streptophyta; Magnoliopsida; Fabales; Fabaceae
Product: nuclear transcription factor Y subunit C-2-like
Exons: 2
Coding region: 194-997 (267 amino acids)
Biological process (GO): regulation of DNA-templated transcription
Cellular component (GO): nucleus
Molecular function (GO): DNA-binding transcription activator activity, RNA polymerase II-specific; protein heterodimerization activity; DNA binding
Source: RefSeq, a predicted model, not a curated record